Cladophialophora yegresii CBS 114405 is the source of this 1119-nucleotide messenger RNA. RefSeq lists its product as uncharacterized. Lineage: Eukaryota; Fungi; Ascomycota; Eurotiomycetes; Chaetothyriales; Herpotrichiellaceae. The record is from RefSeq and is a predicted model, not a curated record. The coding region runs from base 1 to 1119 and encodes 372 amino acids. The transcript has a single exon.
AUGUCCAACUUCGAUCCCAACGCCAUCCUUCGAGGCGCCCAACUGACCUUCGUCGGCGCCCACCGCGCGCUCCAGAAUCCUGGCCUCUUCACCACAGACCACUACCGACAAGCCGCGCUCGCCGUCUGCGCAGGCCUCGCCAUCCGGAUAAUCCUCAACAUCCCCAUCUACUUCGUCAAGGCCUUCAUCUGGAUAAUAUCCAUCUUCGUCAACCUGGACCAUGAAACCUGGGACGACACAUUGAUCGGCGGCCUGGAUUUCAUAUCGCGCUCCGUGCUACAAAUCCCCUUCUUCCUCAUGAUGGUCAUGAGCUCCAUCACGCCGACGCUCGACAAUCUGUUCAUGGACUCGCUCAAAUGGGUUGACACGACAUACGUCCAGAAACACAAGUCAGACGACCCUGCCACCUUGCGCGCGAUGUACUACCCGACCCUGAAAAUGUACAGCACGCACGGCGAGCGCGAGAAAAAGGAACAACGCUCCCUCCUCGACGGCGUGGUGCUCUUUCUCACAAAAUACGGCCGCAGAGCCGCCAUCUCGCUGGCCGUCUACCUCCUCACGUUCCUCCCGGGGAUCGGCCGCUUCGUGCUCCCCGCGGCGAGUUUCUACACGUUCAAUAAAGCCGUGGGCCCCGUGCCCGCGGGCAUCAUCUUCGCGUCCGGCCUGAUCGUCCCGAAACACUACAUGGUGCAGUUCCUGCAGACGUACUUUUCGAGUCGAAGCCUCAUGUCGAGGCUUUUGGAGCCGUAUUUCCACCGCAUCCGGUUCACCAAGCAGCAGAAGCGCGUCUGGUUCGUCGAUCGCUCCGGCGUGCUGUUCGGCUUUUCUGCAGCGUUUGCCGUCAUGGUCAAGGUCCCUCUGCUUGGCGUGCUGAUCUACGGUAUCGCGGAGGCGAGCACCGCGUAUUUGAUCACCAAGAUCACGGAACCCCCGCCGCCGCCUGGUGCCGGGGGCAUUGCGGAGAAGGAAUUCAUCGAAAGUGAAGUCAGGUGGAAGAACAAGCAUCUGUUUCUGAAUCUGCCGCUGGACAGACUGGACGAGUUCAACGCGCGGAUGGUGGGCGCCGGCAAGGUCACGAAGAGCGAGGUCCCGGAGGUGCCGAGACAGAAAUUCACCUGA